Messenger RNA from Trypanosoma grayi, 1872 nucleotides. RefSeq names its product apurinic/apyrimidinic endonuclease. The coding region runs from base 1 to 1872 and encodes 623 amino acids. Gene Ontology annotation, cellular component: nucleus. The record is from RefSeq and is a predicted model, not a curated record. Gene Ontology annotation, biological process: base-excision repair. Gene Ontology annotation, molecular function: endonuclease activity; DNA binding; phosphoric diester hydrolase activity. The transcript has a single exon. NCBI's taxonomy places the organism in Eukaryota, Euglenozoa, Kinetoplastea, Trypanosomatida, Trypanosomatidae.
AUGUUCAUCAUCAGCUGGAAUGUUGCGGGGUGGUCCUCCACGUCAAAGAUGAUACGUGAAGAUUUUGGUAGCAUUGCGGCCUUCCUGCAGCGCACGCAGGCGGACAUUGUGUGCCUGCAGGAAGUAAAGGGGUCAUGGGCGAAGUUGGACGCCGACCCGCGCGGCAUGGGCGCCAGCGAUGGUGGCCCGUUGGCAGUUGACGGGUGGGAGUCCUUCUGGUCCUUCAGCAGCAAGGCACAUCGUGGCUUUAACGGUGUGGCGACAUUUGUGCGAAAGGGCCUCACAUGGUGGUGCGACUCGCGGCCGCUCCGAGAUGAGGAGCUUAACGAUGAAGGUCGCGUGGUUGUCACGUGUCACAGCCCAUUUGUACUUGUCAACACGUACGUUGUCAACGCCCGCCGUGGGUUGCGGUUGGAAUUCAAGAUGCGCUUUCUCGCAGGACUCAAGGAACUCUUGCUCCGCCUGAAACAGGAGACCGGAAAGCCUGUCAUUUUGCUUGGCGACUUGAAUCAAACGUACCGUGCUGAGGACGCAUGGUGGUCGCUGCGGCGACUAAGUAUGCCCGCCGUGCUACAGCUUGUUCACCGUGCACAGCAGGAAGAGGAGUGGACGCAGAGCUUUCCGUGGCUUUCUGCCGCUGCUGUGCGGCAUCUUGGGGUAUUCAUUGCGGAACAGGUGUCCCUGAUUAUUGCUACCGAAGCAGAAGAUAACCAUGAGGGUAGUGGCUUCAAAAGCAUUAGCGUCGACAGUGCCUUCUUCGACUGCAGUAGUGAGGGUGGUGAUGUCGUCGCGAAGAACAACAGUGACGGCGAGGCGGCUAUCGUGGAGCUCACACGGCGUUUAUGUGAGCGUACGAAGCUGCUGAAGGAUGGGACUGGGACGCUGGCAACUCUGGAGGAGCUGUGUGAGGCCGGUGUUCGCAGCGUUUUUGUUGAACCGCUGAUGCGCUCCCAACCCCCCGCACACAACCGUGAAUUGUUCGCACUAACACGGAUGUGUGGUUUGCCACCGCACAAUGAGGAGAGUGCGCAGUUCUUUGUGAAGGAAUUGCUCACGGAAUUGCAUCUCCACGAUGCCUUUCUGCUGCGGCGUCCUGUUGCAGGGGAAGACGGUGAUGAGAUGUCUGCUGUUGUGUGCCCGUGCCCGUACACAUGCUGGGAUCAGUCGAGGAAUAAGCGGCUGACGAAUGAAGGUACCCGAAUCGAUUACAUCCUGAUCGAUGAGACCCUCGUACCUGCGCUGGUGCCGUGCCGCAGAACGGCGAACAAUGUCGGUGUUUCUGCUGUUGGUGCCACAUCGGAUCAUGAUUAUACUGAUGGUGAUGCUGGCUGUAUGCAUCAGUCGUAUUUCGACGACUAUGAUGGCCGCUCAGUGUCAGUUGGUGCACGUCGUGCGAUGGGGGACGGAGCGUACCCGGCAGCACCGUUUGACGGCUCCGGUCUGCCGCCGCUGAGCGUCGCGGCGAGGGACGUGCAGUUUCGUGNGGCAGCACCGUUUGACGGCUCCGGUCUGCCGCCGCUGAGCGUCGCGGCGAGGGACGUGCAGUUUCGUGGGUUGCCGUCCACCGGUAUGUUCGUCACACCGCCACAGUAUAGCGACCACUGCGGCAUCUGCGCCUACUUCGACGGCCUCAUUCUGGAGCCACGGCGGGGGAAAUUGGAGGAGCGGCACCGCUGCCAAUAUCGCCCGCCUGUGAGCCUGGAUGCAUUCUUCGCAAAGCGUACGCGGGACAAUGCAGCAACAACAACAGCGGCGAUUAGGACAGAAGCGCCAAAAAAAGAGAAAAUUUCUCAGGCGCGGCGUCUAGAGGUGAAGCCACAAGAAGCAGUGGUUGUGAUUGAUGAUAAUGAUGAUGAUUGCAACAGCUGCUGA